GCUAUAUAAGGCCCCUCACACACCUUCUCCAGCCUUCUGCUGGGAUCCACCUUCUGCAGGGCAGUCUCUGGGCCAGAGAGAGAAGGCUCGAGGCUCUGCAGCCACAGUUCUCGUCCUCAGGAGGCACAUGUCCAGCACCAUGAAGGGCUUCCUCUUCGCUGGUAUCAUCGUUGUGCUCACGGUUGCAGCUGUAGAAUCCCAGUAUCAUACACUGCACUGUGUACAGUGUAAUUCAUUGAAAGAUGGCUGCGUUGCAAAAAAUGCCACGGAGUGUCCCUCAAAUGCCAACACCAGCUGUACAAGUUUCUCAACCAACUUUUCUCAAGGAGAAAACUCCACAUUGUAUGAGGAUCAUGCCUGCUCUGCAGAGAACUGCAGUGAGACCACGGUCCAGCCUUUCACGGUCUCCGUAUCUGAAAAAGAAAUAUUCCACUUUGAAAGCCAGUGUUGCCUAGGAGAAGCAUGCAAUCAAACCGCUGAUACCACUGUUCCUCCACAGCUCAGAAAUGUAGAGUGCCCUGCAUGUUAUGGAAAUAAUGAAACUUCCUGUAAUGAAACCCGGAAAUGUUUUGGAGAAAGAUGUGUCAGUAUAAUCGCAGAAUUUAUAAAUGAGACGACAACACUCGUGCUGAAAGGUUGCUCCAAUGUCAGCAACUCCACCUGUGAGCUCCUGGGUGUUGCAGAUCAGACGUUCAGAGGAAUUACUUUCCGAAAGUUUGAGUGUGGAGACAUCCGCACACCAACAUCCCCUUCCCCUACCUUGACCACCUCUGACACUGUCGCUCAAGCCUCCUUCACACCCUUGGCCCUUGCCAGCAUCCUCCUGCUAAGGCUGCUGCUCUGAGAUCUGCACCUUCAAACAUUCCCCGCCCCUGUUUAAAUGCUCAGUGAGUAGCAGUAGCAGUCACAGCCAUCCAGGCAAUGUCCUGUGAUAGCCACAUUAUUCUUUAUUAUUAAAGCAUUGGUUCACUCGCUGAUCAAAUCUGUCCUGAUAUGUUCUGGGCUGGGCUUCCUUCAGGCCACUGUCCACCAUCACUUCCCAGCUCCUUGCCUUUGAAAUCCUUGCACCUUCGUGAGUGUUCUCCCAGGACCUCGCUGACCCCUGCCCAGUUUGCUUCUGAGAAGCAGACCCUUCUGCUGUGCUGGCCUCUUUUGCCUACAAUCCCGCACUUCUGGGGACUGACAUGCCACUCUCCCCAUUCUCACACUCAGGGAGGGUCCCAGCCAUAAUGCCCUGUGUUGAUGCCAGUAGUUGUAUUGGCUGUAGUCAGAGAUCACAGUGACAUUGUCUAGAGCCCGGUCACCAUGAGACCCAAAGUGGGUACACAGGGCUUGCUGAAGGCUGGCAGAUUCCCCGCCUAGCCUCCCAGGCAGGGGCAUAAUGCUGUUAGUGCCUUGCUGACCAGGUGUCACGGAACGGAACAUGGCUACAGAGUCCCAGCCCCUCCUCUCGGAGAACCUACAAUCAAUGGCAGAGUCCUCCACUCCAUAGCAGAUACCCAAGGAUCAAGAAAACCAUUUGAUCCAAUAUGUACAGAAGCCCAGAUUUAGUAAAAAAAAAAAAAAAAAAUAAGCUGAGGGGGGGGGGUGCUU
Messenger RNA from Dama dama (fallow deer), 1593 nucleotides. It is a transcript of the gene LYPD8, whose product is annotated as LY6/PLAUR domain containing 8. The transcript is spliced from 6 exons. NCBI's taxonomy places the organism in Eukaryota, Metazoa, Chordata, Mammalia, Artiodactyla, Cervidae. Bases 128 to 844 code for a protein of 238 amino acids. Gene Ontology annotation, biological process: defense response to Gram-negative bacterium. The record is from RefSeq and is a predicted model, not a curated record.